Molecule: messenger RNA, 3750 nt
Organism: Stegastes partitus (bicolor damselfish)
Lineage: Eukaryota; Metazoa; Chordata; Actinopteri; Pomacentridae
Gene: adgrf3b
Product: adhesion G protein-coupled receptor F3b
Exons: 18
Coding region: 111-3179 (1022 amino acids)
Biological process (GO): cell surface receptor signaling pathway; adenylate cyclase-activating G protein-coupled receptor signaling pathway
Cellular component (GO): membrane
Molecular function (GO): G protein-coupled receptor activity
Source: RefSeq, a predicted model, not a curated record
AGCUUGACCCUGGUUCUGAAGAGCCUCUGGCAGAUAUGGGACACUGCCUGAUUUGCGUUCUGCAAAGUUAACAAGUUAACUGCGUGUUUUUUCUGUACAGCGCAAGUCUAAUGACAAGGGUAACAAUGCAUUUCAGAGUUUUCAUUUUUAUGGCUGGAGCUGUGUUCUUCCACUAUCAGGUCCUUGCAGGAAAUAUCUACAUUGCGGAGCUGAUGGUGGAGACUAACACCACUGUGGAGGCCGAGACGAUCCUGUCGAUUCUGAGUUCAACAAGCGACCUCCAAGUGAAUGAUGCUGAUGGAGCUCCCCACACAGUGACCCUCACAAGCACCGAGUUGGUGGCAGAGUGCCUGAUAAUUGGCAUCUUCUCCGAGUGCAACUGCUCCACCGGCUACAUUUGGAACAACCCAACAUGCGAAAAUUACAACUGCUGUCGUGAUACGCCGUGCAAAGCAAAUGUUUCCCACCUCACUCCGCUCUGCAUCGCCAAGGUCACAGUUCUGAUCAAUGGCUCAGUGGAGCUUCAGACCACCUGGGAUGCUGCCAGCACUGACAAGCUUGUACAGGCAUUUGAACCGCUGAAUGGUCUGGAGUAUGUGAACCUAACCGGUUACAGAUCCACCACCACUGCUGAAUUUGAGGUAGCUGUCAGUGCCAAAUUCCCCACCACUAAACUUCAAAAAAUAGUGGAUGGACUGAAAGAAAGUCUCCAAGCAGCAAUCAAAGUCGACACAGUAGGAAUGGUCACCAUGGAGGCUCCCAACUCUACAGUGUGCUACUUGUCCGAGCCGGAACUGACAUGCACCUUUGAUGAGGACGUGAUGAGCCGAGGCUGGAGCUUCAAAAAGCCAAAUGAAUUUUUCCAGCUCAAAGACGGCAGUGUGGUGCAGCUGAUUCCCAAUUGUGACACACUGGAUCACAAGUCUUGUACUGCUGUAAAACUUCGGAGCGUGACCAGCAGCUGGGCAGGCUUAUACCAGUGUGAGUUUUACAGCGGCUCCAUCGUGCACAUGGCCAAGUACGAGCUGAAGGUGGCUCAGCUGCCUGAUGUUAUCAUCUUGAAAUCCGACCCUCUGACUGUGCAGUGCAAAGACACUUCUAAAAUGGAUGCAAAGAUCAUCGCCACCAUCCCUAAAACCACACAGCACUAUGAAGUGUGGUGGAGUCUCAACGGUGACGGAGUAUUCCCUCUACAGAACGAAACUGAUGACGAACUGCUGGUCUACACCUUUACCGCCCCCGUCAGCUGUGUGAAAGUCCCUGAUGCACAAUAUGUGAAUAUCACUUUUGAAAACAUGAAGGGACAAACGAAAACUGCAAAACUGGAUAUCCCAGUGAUCUAUGCUGGAAAAGGAUUUUGUGACCAAGAAGUGUUGAAUGGAGAUGUGUGGCCCGUAACUCCAGCAGGUCAGACACUGAUUAAUCGAACGUGUCCAGAGGGCAGGACUGGAUAUAGGUCACGUACUUGUGAUAUGAAUCGUGUAUGGCAAGAAGUGUUCCCCAGCUGCGUUAGUGAAGAGCUGGUGAAAGUUGUGACGGCAGCAGAUAAUUUCCUGAAGGGAAUGGGAGCUACGUCGGAGGUGGCCCAGUCCAUAUUUGAAGGCCUUAAGAACAGCUCUACGAUCGACCCGGAUUCCAGCGACAGCACAGCUGACAUUGCUGCUUCUAUCAACGUUCUCGAUACAAUGUCCAAGGCAUCCAAAAACAAUGCUUUGCAAGAGGACAUCUUCCCUACUUUUGUUGAGGCAGCAAGCAAUUUGCUGAACGACAGCUGGAGCAGGGUAAACGAUUCAAUCCGUCACAACAUGUCAUCAAAUUACCUCUUAGCCGUAGAGGAUCUAGUGAAGAACAUCGAGACCAAUGGGACCAAAGAAUUCAUCAGUGAGAACUUAGACGUCAAAUUCUGCACAAGCGAUGACUGUAAUAUGUCCGUGUUUGACAUCGGCGUGGAUCUGGAAAAGUCCAGCGGAAUACUGAAAACUGUGGCUGUGAAAAAUCUUGUGGAGAAACUGAAAAACAACUUCAAGGAAACACAGCGUACCGACCUUAUAUUAUCCGCCACGCUGGAAAACAGCAAUAAUUCAGAGAUAAAAAUUAAGAUGGACUUUCCGGUAAAGAAUGAAGGGCCAAAAAGAAGAUUUCACUGUGUCUUCUGGGACGUCAAGAAGCACGAGUGGUCAGAAAAAGGAUGCCUUGUCAGCUCUAGUGAUCGUGGCCAAAUAUUGUGUACGUGCAACCACCUGACGGCAUUUUCUGUCCUCAUGGCCAAGGGCGAUAUAUCUUCUGAAGCCCUGGACAUGAUUACCAAUGUGGGCCUUGCUGUGUCCAUUUUCUCCUUGUUGCUCUUUCUCACCAUUGAGUUUGUCGUGUGGUCGGCUGUGGUCAAGUCCAACCUUUCGCAUUUCCGUCACACAGCUAUAGUGAACAUCGCCGUCUUCCUUUUACUUGCCAAUUGCAGUUUUCUGGCUUCGAGCUCUCCUGAGAGUCUCUCUGACACCACGUGCUUUGUUUUGACCGUGUGCAAGCACUUGUUUUUCUUGGCGAUGUUCACCUGGAUGCUGUGCAUGAGUGUCAUGCUCGUCCACCAGCUCAUUUUUGUCUUCAGCCCGCUGAGGAAGCGAGUCUUCAUGUUCCUCUCCAGCAUCUUGGGCUACGUUGUCCCAAUCCUGAUUGUGGGAUCCAGCUAUGUUUAUUGCAAAUACACCUUCAAGGACUACUAUAACAGGAAAACAUGCUGGCUAGUGUUUGAGAGACUCUUGGAGGGAUCCAUGCAUGCUUUCCUUAUCCCUGUGGGAUGCAUUGUGUUGACGAAUCUCUUCUCCAUGGUGGUCGUCAUCGUUACCCUAGUAAGGUCCUCGGCUACUGACAGCAGCAAGGCGGACGACAAGGACACAGCCAAAGGCAUCCUCAAAGUGGUGCUCGUUCUAACGCCAAUCUUUGGAGUGACGUGGAUUAUUGGCUUCUUUCAGCUGAUGUUGGACGAAACUGACCCCAUGUAUAUGGUGGCUAUCUACAGUUUCACCAUUCUCAAUUCCUUCCAGGGCCUUUUCCUUUUGAUAACUGGCUGUUUUGCAGAGCAGAAGGUCAGAGAAGAGUUCAUAAAGGUCAUCACUGGAAAAUCAAAGGGAGGCGACACCUCGAAGAAUCUGACUUCGACUACGUACACAAAAGACAAAUGAAGAGGCAGACUGUGGAGACGGAAACGGCGGCUCACACGUGUGCAGCUCCACAUGCAUCCUAGAAGAAAACACAUCUCAGAGUUUGCUUUGUCUUAGCUUAUAGUUCUUACAGUUGCAGAGGUGUAGACAGUUGUAGUAAAACCAAGUAAAAUGUUGACUAGAGGUUAGGAAAUAUAGAGGACAUUACAUUUACACACAUUAACUGACAGCACAUUUAAAUGCCAAUUAUUUUCUUAGUGAUAGAGUAGAGGCUGAUUUUUUUUGCCCCCAUUUAUAUGUAAGUUGAAUUGCAGUUAGUGUCACUGUAUAGCUUUAGGGAGAGACUAUAUAUAAUAAUCUCUGGGGGGAAAAAAACUACUUAAUUAGAUGUUGCAGAUUCUGUACACCAAGAGUUUAGUGCUGACUGUACAUAGAAUGAAAUCCGUUUUAAUAUGCUUUGUUUGAUAUGUUUCUUUACAGGCUGUAAAUUUACACUGUUUGACGUGAACCAUAACCUGCAUGUGUCUGUAUGAGCAUCUGUAUGUAUCUUAAAUACGUAGCCGACUGAAAUAAAGAAAUACAAAGCCUUUUA